Messenger RNA from Pseudophryne corroboree (corroboree frog), 909 nucleotides. Its product is annotated as paraneoplastic antigen Ma1 homolog. Lineage: Eukaryota; Metazoa; Chordata; Amphibia; Anura; Myobatrachidae. The transcript has a single exon. The record is from RefSeq and is a predicted model, not a curated record. The coding region runs from base 1 to 909 and encodes 302 amino acids.
AUGGAGGGGCUAACUGGAGAAGAAUUAUGUAACUGUUGUCAGAGGAAGGGAGUGAAUCCCAGAAAUUGUAUUGGAAUUGUGGGAGAUUUAUUGGAUACUUCGGAUGAAACAGUAUUAAGAAAAGUGAGUAACCUGUAUGGUGUUAUAAGGCCCAAUAUAAUAGACAAGUGGGAUGACGAAGUAGCAAAGAAGAUUGCUGUCCUGGUUGAAACGGAAAAAGAAUUAGACGUGAAUUUGAUCCCAUUAAUGAUAAUGGCCAAUGAAGAAACAGGACGAAGAUGGUCUAUUAUUGGUCCAAGUAUCCGGGAAGAAGAUACCACUAGUGCACCCAUCUCGGCGAUGAUCUCGCCGGAGGGUGUAGAUGGAGGAGAAGUUAGUGGCAAUGGACACACUACUACCAAUGUGAAUGGUGGACAGUUCGAGACCAUGGUGGAUAGAGUGGUUUCCCAACUUGAGAGAUGGCAUUACGAAGGGAGUUAUCGAAGGUUAAGGAUAUUCUCUGGUAUAGUACCUGUGCCUACCGGGGAAGAACCCUAUGAAUCUUGGAAGGAGGCCGCGGUCCAACAAGCGGAGGAAUGGCAGUGUCCAGAUAAAAUAAAGCAACAAAGAGUAGUAGAGAGUCUACGUGGACCGGCUAUGGGGAUAAUACAAGCUGCUAGGAGAAGUAAUCCGAAUGCCACCUUGGAGACCUACCUCGAAGCCUUGGAUUAUGCGUAUGGCACUUUGGAAGACGUAGGGGACCUUCUAUCAAGACUGCAUCACACGUUUCAAGAACCCAACGAGAAAUUGAGCGCCUAUAUCAUACGAAUAGAUAAGUUAUUGUAUAAGAUUGUUGAAAAAAAAAGGAAUCACCCGAGAAGUGGACAAAAGUCGCAUGAAACAUUUGCUACGAGGAGCCUUGACAAAUGA